Molecule: messenger RNA, 1796 nt
Organism: Asterias rubens (European starfish)
Lineage: Eukaryota; Metazoa; Echinodermata; Asteroidea; Forcipulatida; Asteriidae
Product: coronin-1C-A-like
Exons: 8
Coding region: 174-1610 (478 amino acids)
Biological process (GO): actin filament organization
Molecular function (GO): actin filament binding
Source: RefSeq, a predicted model, not a curated record
GCGUCUGCAGCCCGACCUGAGACAACUCCCACGUACCCGCAGACCCACUUCCUGCUUUUGUCCAACCCUUUCUUCCUCAACAAAUUACAGGAUCAUUCCACUACAACCUCUUUUGAUAUUCUAGCUCAGAUAAUUUUGCACUGAUAUUGGGAGUGUAGUCACAGAGUCAUAAAAUGGCUGGAAAAUUCGUGAGAUCGAGUAAAUUUCGUCAUGUCUUCGGGACAUCGGCAAAGGCAGAGCAGCAGUUCACUUUUAUCCGCGGUGUCAAUGAUGGAACAACGGACGGACACAUCUGUGCAGUCAACCCAAAGUUUGUGGCCCUUGCCACGAAACCUCAAGGCGGAGGUGCCUUCCUUGUAUUCAAGCUUGAUGAGCCUUCUCGGGUUGACCCUGAUCACCCUCAGGUCAGAGGUCACAAGGGUAAAGUGCUUGACCUAGCGUGGAAUCCAUUUGACGAUAACAUCAUCGCCAGCGGGGAUGAGUAUGCAGCCGUAUACCUGUGGAACAUCCCGGACGAAGGUCUUGACGCAGAGAAAGCUCUCGAGCCGAUGUUGAAACUUGACUACCAUGAGAAGAAGAUUGUCAAGCUCAUGUGGCAUCCAACAGCAGAGAAUAUCCUUAUGACAGCUGCUCAAGAUUGCAAAGUCUUGAUCUGGAAUCUUGAGAGCGCCAGCGUGAUUACAGAAGUCCCCCUACCAGACAUGCCUUUUGGGGUUGCCUUCGACUACAAUGGCGGUCGCUUUGCAGUCACAGCCAAGGACAAGAAGAUUCGCGUGUUCGACUCUCACAGUGGUGCCUUGCAAAAGGAAUGGGACGGACAUGAGGGCUCAAAACCACAGAUGGUUACGUUCGUCAAACAGGGAAUAUUUACUACUGGUUUCGACAAAAUGAGUGCCCGGCAAUUUGCACUCUGGGAUGAGAAAACUGGAAAGAACAAAGAACUUGAUGAAAUCGAUCAAUCUAACGGAGUUAAUGUUAUAACCUAUGAUAGGGAUACUGGCAUGAUCUACCUAGCAGCUAAGGGUGACUCCGUAAUCCGCUACUACGAGAUCACAGACGAGGCGCCCUACAUCUUCUGGUUAAGUUCUUUCCAGGAGAAGCCUCAGACGUUCGCGGCAGCAAUGCCCAAGCGAGGCUGUGACGUGAAUCAGAAUGAGGUCAUGCGAUUUUACCGCAUCGAGAAAUCCUCCAAGGGAAACACAAAUCACUUUGUCGUUAUCCCCACGGCGAUGACAGUACCCAGAAAGUCGGAUCUCUUUCAAGAUGACUUGUUCCCAGACACCCCCGGGUACGAGGCAGCACUAACCGCUGAUCAGUGGGAGGAGGGUGCAACUAAAGACCCCAUCCUGGUCUCCCUAAAGACUGCCUUCAAGCCUAAGGUGAAGGAGGUCCGUGUAGGGAAGACGGUUAACAAGGUAUCAGGGUUCACUAAGAAGGUUCACAGUGGAGACUCUUCCGCGGCAGCAUCAGGAGCCAGUAGCACAGAACUGAAGGCCCUUCAGGAUGAGGUCAAGUCCCUCAAGUCCACGGUGAGCGAGAAUACAAGCACCAUCAAGGAGCUGCAGAGCAAGCUAGACGACCUCGCCGCUAAAGUGGGCAGUUCAAAUUAGAGUGAGAGACCAUUGGAGAGCGAGCCAUGGGUUAACCAUGUAUGUAUGCAUUACUCAGUUCAUCAGACUAUGUCCCUCAGACUACACAUCUCAUGCACCAAUGUUCAGAUUCACCAGGGCCCAAUUUCAUAUAGCUGCUAAACACAACAAUUUGCUAAGCAUGAAAUGUUUGCCUUGAUAAAAAAA